This is a messenger RNA of Hippocampus comes (tiger tail seahorse), 3395 nucleotides long. Its product is annotated as von Willebrand factor A domain-containing protein 7-like. Bases 186 to 3098 code for a protein of 970 amino acids. The record is from RefSeq and is a predicted model, not a curated record. Lineage: Eukaryota; Metazoa; Chordata; Actinopteri; Syngnathiformes; Syngnathidae. The transcript has 16 exons.
GCAGCAGACUCUCUGUCGUCAUUGCCAUCGAGCGAGCGGAAAAGCCGUCAGACUUUCAGAACAACUCCUCUCCCGACUCGCCGAAAGAAGGAAAACUCGAGCGAGGCGACCGUCGCUCAGCGGCUCACGCGAGGGACUCCGCCGAACUCGUCUUUGCUUUUUCGGGACAGGUCGAGAAGACAGACAUGUCGCCCGUUUCGGGCCUUUUGGGCGUCCUGCUGCUUGCGAGCGCGGCUCGGGGAUUUGGAAUUCUGCCCGGAAAUUCGAGGAGCCACCAGGAGAUCACGGAGGAAGCCAUUUUGAACGUCACCGUACAAGUGUGCCGCGCGCUGGCCGAAGCCGAGGGGAACGACUUCGCCCUUCCCUCGCAGCCGUUCACCGCCUCGGGCGUGGCCGCCGCCUGCCGGGCCGAGGGCUCCGUCAAGAGCUUCCGGCGGGCCAUCGGCUCCAUCACGUUGCGCAACGUGCGCGUGGACCUGCUGGAAGCGCUCAACGCCAGCUUCCACUUCGACGACGAGACCUUCGUCAGCGGCCGGGACAUCAUCACCGAGGGCCUGCAGACGGUCAAGGCCGACAACAAGCGGCAGAACUUUGAAGCGGCUCAGGACAGCCUGGGCGAGACCCUCCACACGCUGCAGGAUUUUUACAGCCACAGCAACUGGGCGGAGAACGGCAACGCGCUUCCCAAUUCCAACCUGAUCAGACCCGACGCCAGCAUCGGCAACCUGGCGGAUGAGAGCAGGGCGACCUGCCGCAGCUGCGACGGCGAUGACUGCAGGAACAACAUCCUGGAGGACAUCGCCCGGGAGCAGAUCCUGACCACGGGAUAUUUUGCGGUCAUUCCCGGGACCGCCAGCAAGCCCACCGGCAAGUGCAGCCACGGAGGAGCCUUGGACCUGACCAGCAGAAUCGAGCCCACCGGCGGGAUCAACAAGGACACCUUUGAGUCGGAGCACGGCUUCCUGCACGCCGAGGCGGCCGCGCUGGCCACCAUGGCGACAAGCGAGAUCCUGGAGGACGUCCGACGGGCGGCGGGAAAUCAGCCCUUCCUCCAGAUGUUGGGCAUCUCCAGAGGAUCCGGGAAAGCUCUUUGUUUUGUGAUCGACACCACGCAGAGCAUGAGCGACGACAUCGCCGCCGUGCGGAGCGCGGCGUCCUCCCUCAUCGACGGCCAAGCGGGGACGGACGACGAGCCGUCGGCCUACAUUCUGGUGCCCUUCAACGACCCCACGUUCGGGCCGCCGAUCAGGACGAGCGACCCGGAAGCCUUCGAGAACUUUCUGGACGAUCUGACGGCGAGCGGCGGAGGAGACGACGAGGAGCCCAGCCUCUCGGGCCUUCAGUUGGCGUUGACCGACGCUCCCCGGAGCUCCGACAUCUUCCUCUUCACGGACGCGCCGGCCAAAGACCGACAGCUGAGGUCCACCGUCAUCGCUCUCAUCGAGCGGACUCAGUCGGCGGUGUACUUCCUGAUCACGCAGACGACGGCCAACGGUCGGCGCCGGAGGCGGCAAAACCGUCCUCAGGCGCCCGGGCGGAUCGCCGAAUCGGACGCCCGGCUCUACGAAGAGCUGGCCGAGGCCGCCGGAGGGCUGGUGGUCGAGCUGAGGCAGGACGAACUGCAGGAGGCCGUCGGAAUCAUCGGGCAAAUGUCCAGAUCCUCUCUGGUGACGCUGGCGCGGGGGUCCGGGACUCCGGGAGACGACGGGGACUUCACGUUUGUGGUCGACCAGACCGUCGGCGAUCUCCAACUUCUCCUGACGGGGCCUUCGUCUCUCAUCACCGUCACCGACCCCCAGGGCGGGCGGCAGGAGUUCAACGCCAUGUCCUUACGGCCCGUGGGAAACUUGCAAACUUUGCGACUGCGGCCGCAAGUGGGAAGGUGGCGAGUCGCGGUGCAGUCGCCCAACGCGUACGCGCUGAAGGCCGUCGGUCAGAGUCCCAUCGACUUCCUGUUUGACUUCGUGGAGUACGUCCCCUCCCAAAACACCUUCGACGUCCUGGACACGCGUCCUCGGGCCGGCGCCAACGGGAGCCUGCUGGUGACGCUGACCGACGCCGACGCGGCCAACGUCACCCGGGUCGUUCUGGCCGAGGUGGCGGGAUCGGCGGAGGUUCCGGGGGACGUGGAGGCCCUGGGCCGCGGCCGCUACCUGGUCCGGGUCCCGAGCGUGCCGUCGGCGCCGUUUGUGGUGCGCGUGGAGGGAAACGCGCCCGACGCCGCCGGAGAGGCCUCCCCUUUCCAGAGGGAGUCGGCGACCAGCUUCCGGGCGUCCAACAUCACCAUCAAGGCCCAAGCGGCGCGCAACCUGGUGCCCGGGACGCCGCUGUCGGUGCCCUUUUCCGUGACGGUCCGAGGAACGGGAGGGAACGUCUCCAUCCGGGCCACCACCAACAACCCGCUCUACGCCGCCGACGCGCCCGGCAGUCUCCCGGCGGAGCCGGGAGCGAGCGCCAACGGCACCGUCGCGCUCUCCGUGCCGCUCAACACGCCGUCCGGCACCACCGUCACGCUGGUGAUCGAGGCGGAGGGUCCCGGGGGCGGCGGGGACGUCAACUACGUCGUCCUCAGGAUCUCCGUCCUCAAUCCGGUGAGCGACUUCGCGCCCCCCGCGUGCGAGCUGCUGUGCGUCGUCAGGUGCGUGCGCAACUGCCGCGCGGCGCCGUGGCACCUGUUGGUGAUGGUGAGCGACGGCGCCGAAGGGACGGGCGUGGAGCGGGUCAGCCUCGCCCGAGGCAACGGGACGCUGUACGUCAGACCGGCGCCCGACAACCGGAACGUCACCUUGGCGACCUACGACGCCUUGUGCGGCUCGCCAGACGUGGAGCUGCUGGUGGUGGACAACGUGGGCAACGCCGACACGUGCUCCUUCAACGCCUUCACCGCCAGCGGCGGCGGCCGCGCCGCCUUUUUCCUCAGCUGGGCCGCGCUCGCCCCUCAGCUGGGCCGCGCUCGCCCUGGCGCUUGGAGUCCUGCAGAGUUUGGACCUGUGCUAAAGUCCCGGAGGGAAACGCUAGGCAGUUGCGGCCGCGGCUUUCGUAGCGCUAAAGUGCGGCCUUUCCUUGAAAUUUUCCCCCUUGGGGGCAGCGUCCGAUGAAUGUUGAGUGUGUGUGUGUGUGUGUGUGUGUCAAGGUUUAGGGAAGAAAAAACAACCCCCUGCACGUGCCCCCUAAGCAGUGCUUUCUUUUUCCAUCCGUCUGCGGUGGAUGUCCAGUUUUGGAAAAAUGCCUUUUGACUGAUUGACUUUGUGAAAUUGGAUGAAUUUGUCGGCGCGCCGCCGAUUCGAUGGAAACGUUCGAUCGCUGGAAGAAAUACGCUUUGUCAAAGUAGCUGCUGACCACUGAAGCCCACAUCAAAACUUGUGAAGAAUCUGUCAGGAAAAGCCUCCGGCAGA